This is a messenger RNA of Pocillopora verrucosa, 4971 nucleotides long. RefSeq lists its product as uncharacterized. NCBI's taxonomy places the organism in Eukaryota, Metazoa, Cnidaria, Anthozoa, Scleractinia, Pocilloporidae. Gene Ontology annotation, biological process: protein phosphorylation. Gene Ontology annotation, molecular function: ATP binding; protein tyrosine kinase activity. The record is from RefSeq and is a predicted model, not a curated record.
ACCUUUUCAUUAUCGUUUCUGUUAGGGGAGUUGAGCACUGCCUCGUAACUUGAUGGAAGUUUCUGUGGUUGUUGGUAUCAUUCUGUUCACCACUUGAGAUGGCCACAUACGACGAUACCAGCGACUCAAGCUAUGGAGAUAUUUCGGGAGAAUUUUCUGACGUGCCAAGCAGACGCCGCAAAGUUGUCUUCAAAAAGUUAAACUUCAAUAUAAAUGGAGGUGGUAACGUAGCGGUCGGCCCCCGUGCUCGUAUCACUGGUGCCCCAACGAAUCAACCAACGGUUAUUUCAGAAGAAGACAGAAACACCAGCACUCCACAGAACCACGAAAUUGAUGAGAGCCUCAGCUAUUACGCUAGGAAUAUUGAAGAGGAGUACUGUCCCCGUAAUUAUUAUCAACAAACAAAUGUGGGAGAUUGGACUCCAAAACCAAUCAAUGGAAUUCUUAUCCAGAAAGGUGAAAACGAUUUUCAGUGGUCCGUCGAAUCCUUUCUUGAAAACCCAGAGAAGUUUAUGCGGGAAAUGGACACCUCCGCUGGUUCACUGAAGGAGGAAAAAGAAUUUUUUAUACUUCGCUGUAUAUUGCCAUACCUGGAACGAGAAAUGUGGGGCAAAUCUGGUGCAAACAACAUUGAUGUGUACAGGGUCCUUGCUCAAGUAAGCAGCAGCCAAGGUUGCGGUGACGUUGCAAAGCACUCUUUACAACAACUUCAGCAUCUGCUAUACAGGGAUUCCAUUCAGAGUGCUAAGCAAAAUUUGUUGAGUGUGGAAAAGAUACUGCGAUUGACCAUCGUCUCCCAAGACGGAGCAUUCAAGGAGGAGGCAGACUCAAUACGACUUCUUAGGCUAACAGUAUACGGCUGCAUACUAUCGGAGUUAAUCAUUCACCAGAAUCAAACAGGGUUCUCUAAAAUUGACGCAGAGAACAACUUGAAACAGCUCCUGGAAAUUAAAAACUAUUUCAGUAAGAUGACCUUGAAAAAAAAAGACAUUUUAAGAUACUCUAUUGAGUUCAUCCAGGAGGCCAUUAGUUAUCUUACGCGGCCACCUAAUAAGAAAGUGGGUUCAGAUUUGGGAAAUUACCUCGAGGAAUGCAAGAGAUACUGUGCAAAUUCGGACACUCCUAAUGAGGAGUUGUCACUUCUAAAAAAGGUGAAGAGAUCCGGAGUGAAAUGGUGCGAGCUGCAUUGUAUAUUUUAUUAUCUGCACGGGAAGGUCCACACGGAACGUCCGGAGCAGAUUAACAAAGAGAGAAGGACCAUGAAACUUUUAAGGCUGGUGUUAAUGGCUCGUCUUGAUGGUGGAGGAGGAAAUGACUGGAGGUUUUGUUUGCAGGUGGCAUCUAUACUAUCAGAGAUUGCAAUGAAGAAUGCGACUAAAGCAUUGAGAUUCGAAGCUAGUUUAUGUCUGGUUCAUCUUCGCAAAGAUGAAAAGGCAAGGAAGAAACCAGAGUGCAGAGCUAUUGUCGACCGCUUCUCUAGAGGGAUGCUGUUCUGUCCUGACCGUUCCAUCAAGAGAUUAUUUGUACCUCAUUUCUUUGACAACCAAAGUGACCAGCACAUGCUUCCAACAGAACUCCACAAUCAGCACCUGGUGUCGUGUUACAAGACACACACUUUGGAAAUUGACAACAUGGUAACUACUAGGCCGAGUAACGAGACCUCGAGCUGUUUUGUCAGCCACGGCGUGUUAAAACGCCAAGAAGUGGCCGUAAAAGUCUUAGCCGUCUCCAAGAAGGAUCUCGUGGAGGAAGAAACGUCAACACAGUCGGAGGCGAAAAAGCGACUACGUGCAGAAGCAUACAACCUGUGGCAAUUAAGCAAUCUAAGGAAGCAUCCAAACAUCCCUUGUCUUCUCGCCUACAACACAACAGCCUUUCCUCAUCACAUAAUAACUUCAUAUGAAAAGUACGGCAACCUUCUCCAAUUUUUAAGAGGCUCAAGGGAACGCAAGCCUCUGUCGUCAGCUGCUCUUUACAAAAUGAUAAUUGGAGUAACAGAAGCCCUCCUAUACCUACACCAAGAGCUUAAUUUGGUUCAUCGAGCUGUUACGGCGGAAAACAUUCUAGUUGGCGAUGGCUAUUUUGCCAAGCUUAGUGGAAUGCACUCUUUAGGGGUGCUGCAGCACGGAAUAAACAAGGAAGGUGACAGAUCAUCUGGCUAUGAAUACGCUUUGGACUACGAUGGCUUAAAAGAAUUUAAAGGCGAAAGUGGUGAAACACUGCCGGUGAGAUGCAAAGCUCCAGAGACACUAUCAAGAAAUUGUUACUCCAUUCCCUCUGAUGUGUGGGCCUUUGCAGUCUUUGUCUACGAGACGCUCACCUUAGGUUGUCGCCCAUAUAAAGACAUACAAAGAGACGAAAAUGUCGUCGAUUAUGUUUUGCAAAAGACCGACGAGGGAAUAUUACCGCAGGAAAGUUGCAUCGAAGAUGAUGAAUACAACCUUAUGAAGCAGUGCUGGAAAAGAAAAAGGGAUGAAAGAAUCGGCUUGUUUGAGCUCAAAGAACAAUUCCAAUAUAUGCGAUCAAAGAUAGUAAGCUCAGGUGAAGAGAAACCGCGGCUUGACCCACCAAGUCUCGAGAUGAGCAUUGAAAGUGAACCUCAACAAUCACAAGAAUCAACUGAUUCUGUGCUGUAUGAAACCGUUCCAGACUACAGCGACAUUGAAUCGACUUCAGGAACCAUCUACGAAGAACAAUAUGACUAUGCAGAAGAUACAUACGAGCCUCAAGGAUAUGGUACUCCUGAAACACUUGUAGAUCUACCAACAAAUUAUCAACAGGAUGCCAUAAAAGAGAAAAUCGCUGGAGGAGAUAAACAGCACCUGAGAAGAUUGCUAUGUCUUAGCAAUAGUUUUCUUGUUCCUAUCAGCCGGAUAGAACAUUUAGAUUCCCGCAGUCCAAUCGUUGACAUCAUCUCGCCAAGACUACCCUAUGGAAAUUUAAAGGAGUUUGUCCUCAGCAGAAAAUGUCAGAGGGAAGACAUCAACACAUUCCUCUGCCAGGUUGCUACAGCUUUACACUAUCUUCACGUAAAUCAUAUCGUGCACGGAGAUCUUCGUGCUGAAUACGUUUAUGUGGUGGCACCAAACAAGGUCCAGGUUGGCCGGCUUGGUCGCUCUAAAUCUCUACCAAUGAGUGUCUAUGAAGCCACUAGUACCUCAUGUGUCGUAGAGGCUGUCAUACCUUCUGAUUCCGUUCGUUGGAGCGCGCCAGAGGUAAUCCAAGAGAACCACUACACUCACGCUAGUGAUGUGUGGGCGUUUGGAAUCUUUGCAUGGGAAUUGUACUCUGCGUUCGCAGCUGGUCAACAGAAUAGAAUUGCUGCACUGCCCUACUACAAUAUUCCGGCAGAUAAGAUUCUUGAUCAUAUGAAAGAAAACGGACCUCUUGACCAACCAAGCAGCUGUCCUCAUUGGGUUUACAUUUUGAUGCAUCAGUGCUGGACAUAUGAACCAACUCAGAGACCUCCUUUUAUUGCAAUUAUUGAUUGUCUCUCAAGAAGGGAACCGAUGCUGUCAUGGAUAAUGACAUUGUGGCUGAACAAACAUGAGAAGAGUGAAUGGCCGGUUUUGCCAGUAUCUCAACCUGACGAUGCAAUUCACGUGACGAACUCUGAGGAACACCCACCUAGAGAAGAUAUCGAGAAAAUGUGUUCUCAAGGAUUUUUUACUCGUCACAAAUACCUGUAUGUCGACAGCGUUCGCCAAAACGAGCCCGACACCGCUGAGGUAUACGAAUACGACUACACGAAUUCUCAGUUGCCACCACCACCGAGUUCCCCUGCAUUCCGCCAGUCAACUUCAAAUAAUCACUCUGAUGGAGUGUCCAACGAUGCUGACGAGUACGAAACGAACCAAGUGAAUAGCGCGACAGAAAUGGUGUAUGAAGAAGCCACCUAUCGGAUAAUAAGAAAUGAGGAACAUACGGCUGGUUCAGUUAGCAGCACCGAUUCGAUUUCUUCCGGCCCUGCAGAAGCCUCCAAGGUUUCCAACGUGGACCGACGUCCUCAAAAUCACAUUGAUGGCGUUGCUUGCGCUAACUCAUCGGAUGGUGAUUUUUACGACGAGAUAAAUGUAGACGAACCUUCUUCUGAUGAAGCGACCGGUAGGGCUAAGGGCCACGCAACUGGUGUUGAAAGUGUCAAGGAUGACUCUGAGGGUGGGCACAUCAUGUAUGAAAACGCAGGGUACAAAGAUCUUGUUUCAAACAGGGAGCAUUACAUGUCACUGGGAAAUAACCAGGAGGAACCCAAAAUGCCAGGUUAUAUCAACGUUCUAGCUGAGGAGACCGGUGUACCAUCGUCCCACUCAGAAAGCGGCAACAAGGGCACUCCUGUUGAUCCCUACGCGUGCGUGGACCUAAUUUACCAGCCAAGCUUCGAGGUCUAUGAAGAUAUGACCAUUCAACUUUUAUUAAUUGAUGCAGAGAGCCUUUAUUAUAGAGAAGUCCAAAGAAGAAAAUAUGAAGAAAAAUUACAAGAAAGCUGGUAUGAAAACCAGAGUUCACCACUUGAGCAAGUACUCUUUCAAGAACAUUUAAAUGUGUAUGCAAACGAUUUGACAAAUUUAGAUGUGGGCUUUGGAAGUUCUUUGCAUUUAGCUAUGAAAUCCAUCGGGUCAAGGUUGGUAGAGUGCGACAAGGAAACUUCGUUAUGACCUUUUAUCUAUCGUAAAAAUUUCAUAUUUUUGACACAGUUUUCAUAGAAGUAAAGUUGUUCAGGCUGGUGACUAUGGUAAGGUGUGACAGGGUGAUCAAUCAGAGCAAACACACCUAGCACCUUCAGUUCGGCCAUGAAAAAACGUUUCAUAGCAUAGUGUUGUAAACAGAGAUGUUUUUUUGUCUUUAAAUUAAUUUGUAUAUAUUUAACUGUGGAUGAUGGAUGUUUUGCGAUUAAUAUUCAUACGUUGUAUUAUUCUUAGUUAUUUUAUAGAUAUGUAUGUGUUUUUAACUAAUUUUUGUAAAUAUUUUUGA